Molecule: messenger RNA, 2220 nt
Organism: Brassica napus (rape)
Lineage: Eukaryota; Viridiplantae; Streptophyta; Magnoliopsida; Brassicales; Brassicaceae
Product: cysteine-rich receptor-like protein kinase 11
Exons: 7
Coding region: 79-2133 (684 amino acids)
Biological process (GO): protein phosphorylation
Molecular function (GO): ATP binding; protein kinase activity
Source: RefSeq, a predicted model, not a curated record
GGCAGCUGAUAAGAGACGAACAUAUGAGUGAAUACUAAAGACAAAGAUUUUGCUUUUGCUACAUUCUUUAAGUAAAUUAUGAAGCAGAUGGUAUUGUUUUCAAUCCUUUGUUUUGUGUUCAUAACCAUUGGCGUUACUUCAGUUUCAGCACAAAACGUAUGUAUGGACAACGGGCAUUUCAGGCCCAACGAUACUUACAACGCAAACCGCCGUCUGAUCCUCUCUUCCUUACCUUCCAACGUCACGUCUCAAGAGGGCCUCUUCUUCAACGGUUCCAUCGGACAAGAACCCAACCGUGUAUACGCAACAGGGAUGUGCAUCCCAGGAUCAAAUCCACAGGACUGUUCUGAUUGUAUCAAGCUCGCGUCUGAUGGUUUGUUACAGAGCUGUCCUAACCAAACAAACGCGUUUACAUGGCUAGGCGAUCCCACGCUUUGCCUUGUCCGCUACGCCAGCACUUCUUUCUCAGGAUCUGGAGAUCUAACUCCGCGUAGUAUGGUCACAAACGGUGGAUAUAUAGCCUCGAAUAAAACAGAAUUCAAGAAAACAUGGGAAGACUUGGUUGCUCGUAUGAUUGACGUUGCCUCGACAGGAAAAAGCACACCGUUGUUUAGUAAUAACCAUUAUACAGCUAAUAGUGCAGCCUUGACGUCUUCUCAGAAAAUGUAUGCUUUGAUGCAAUGCACGCCGGAUGUUUCCUCUCGUGAUUGUGAGAAUUGUCUGCGUGAGAGUGCAAAUGACUUCCACUCGUGCUGUGCUCUGAAGCAAGGAACCCGUAUUUUGCGGCCAAUCUGCUUUUUCCGGUGGGAGUUGUAUACAUACUCUACAGCUUCUUUUGCUGCUAAUUUUACGGUGGCUUCUUCUCAUCCUCCUCUUCCUCCUGUGGUUGUGCCACAAGCUGCAGAUAAUCAGGACAACACCAUUGAUACUGAAGAUAGGAAAGGUGUCUCAUCUAGAGUUGUUGCGGCCGUCACGGUUCCAACUGUUGUUACCGUCUUUAUACUUCUUGUUCUUGGAGUUUUUUUUUGUUGGAGGAGAAAGUCAAUGCAAAGAACUCAAGUUGAAUCUGAUAGUGAUAUUUCAACUCCACAUUCAUCGCAAUAUGACUUUAAGACAAUUGAAGUUGCAACAAACAAGUUUUCGAGGAGUAAUAAGCUUGGUGAAGGCGGAUUUGGCGAAGUUUACAAGGGUAUGCUUUCAAACGGAACAGAAGUGGCUGUGAAGCGACUGUCGGAAAAGUCAGGACAAGGGAUAAGAGAGUUCAAGAACGAGGCUGUUCUUGUCUCAAAACUUCAACACAGGAAUUUGGUUAGGCUUCUUGGAUUUUGUCUGGAAGGAGAGGAGAAGAUUUUGAUAUACGAGUUUGUUCCCAACAAAAGCCUUGACUAUUUCCUAUUUGACCCUGAAAGGCAAAGUCAGCUAGACUGGAUUCAGAGGUACAAUAUCAUCGAAGGGAUUGCUCGAGGAAUUCUUUAUCUUCAUCAAGAUUCACAGCUCACAAUCAUACACCGUGACCUCAAAGCCAGCAACAUUCUCUUAGAUGCCAAUAUGAACCCAAAAAUUUCAGAUUUUGGAUUGUCUACGAUCUUUGAAAUUGACCAAACUCAAGGCAAUACCAGCAAAAUUGCUGGAACCUACGCUUACAUGUCUCCCGAGUAUGCAAUGCAAGGUCAGUUCUCCAUGAAGUCUGACAUUUACAGCUUUGGAGUCUUAGUUUUCGAGAUUAUAAGCGGCAAGAAAAACAGCGGCCUCUACCAGAUGGAUAAAACUAGUAAUGCUGGAAACUUGGUCAACAAUGCUUGGAGGCUUUGGAGAAAUGUGUCACCACUAGAGCUGGUGGAUCCGGCAAUUGGAAGGAAUUAUCAGACUAAUGAAGUCACCAGAUGCAUCCAUAUUGCACUCUUAUGUGUUCAAGAUAAUCCAGAUGACCGUCCAAUGUUAUCAACUAUCAUCUUGAUGCUCACUAGUAACACAAUCACUCUACCACUGCCUCGCCUUCCGAAUUGUUUCCCGCAUAGCAUGAACAAACUGGACCAACUAUCUGAAGGAUGCGAUUCAAGUCAAUUCACAGGUCAAAGAUCUGUUGGUUAUUCUGGUAGUGACAUGACGAUUUCUGAUUUAGAGCCUCGUUGAAGAGAGGAAAUAUUAUUUGUGAUGCGAAUUUGAAUGGUGAUUCUACUAUAUGUUCUGACUUUGUGUGAUAAUUGUGGUUAUGUUUUA